Molecule: messenger RNA, 405 nt
Organism: Saccharomycopsis crataegensis
Lineage: Eukaryota; Fungi; Ascomycota; Saccharomycetes; Ascoideales; Saccharomycopsidaceae
Gene: RIM1
Product: Rim1p
Exons: 1
Coding region: 1-405 (134 amino acids)
Biological process (GO): mitochondrial DNA replication; positive regulation of helicase activity
Cellular component (GO): mitochondrial nucleoid
Molecular function (GO): single-stranded DNA binding
Source: RefSeq, a predicted model, not a curated record
AUGUUCAGACAAUUGACAUCCAAGCCUUUCCAAUUGGCUGCUAGAAGAAAUGCUUCGAGUUUUGCUAGAUUAUCUGUCAUGGGCCGCGUCGGUGGUGAACCUGAAGCUCAGGAAACUGAUGCCGGCAAAGUGUUUGUGAAAUACAGUAUUGCCACCAACCCUACCAAGGAUGGACCUCCAUCCUGGUUCAAUAUCUCUGUGUUUGAGCCAAAACAAGUGGAGUUCUGUGGUAAUUACUUGAAGAAGGGUGCUUUGGUUCUUGUUGAAGCCAACGUUAUCAACAAGUCUUACGAAAAGCCAGACGGGACUACUGCUUAUGCUACCAACUACUACCAGCAAAGAAUUGACAUCAUCAAGAACCCAUAUAACCCUGACGCUGCUGGUGCUGCUACCACCUCCGAAUAA